Messenger RNA from Symbiodinium natans, 5649 nucleotides. Lineage: Eukaryota; Dinophyceae; Suessiales; Symbiodiniaceae. The record is from the annotation of a GenBank genome assembly.
AUGUCGCACCUUGUGGGCGAUGGAGAUGUUGACACUUUCGCUAGCUUGGUGGAGGCGUUACGACGCAUUGAUGCCAUUUGGGCACUUGAGCCGCUGCGUAAGGAAGGUGUCAAGUCUGCUAGGCACCUGGAACACUUGUCCAGGCCGGAGCUUCGGCGCUUGCUGGGGCAUGAGGCCUCUGAUAGGUUUUUCGCUCCGCCAAAAGUAGCCCGAAGCAAAAACAGGGCUGAUCUUCCCGAGGUGCACCCCUAUGCCAGAGGUUCACUGCAGCGCCUGGGGGUUGUGCAGCAUGGCCCAGGGCAGGUCGCAGCAGUCAAUUGGGCACAGGCGGACGAGAGGUUUAUGCGCGAUAGGUUCGCAUCCACGUCACACAAGCCCCGAGAGUCGCGCUGGUCCACCUGGACCAAGUUAUGCAGAGUCCGGGGGAUUGACCCCGUGCCGGUCACUGAGGAAACGAUUUUCAAGAUUGGUGCCGCCCUCAAAGAAGGCCGUUAUCGGUCCGCAGCGCAGUACUUCAGCAUCGCCAAGUCGCAGCACCGUGAGCUUGGCUUUCCUUGGUCAGCAGACCUCGACCUUGCUGUGUCGCAAGCCGUUCGCAGCGUCACCAGGGGCAUGGGGCCGGCACGCCUCAAGCAUGACUUCGUCUUGGAGAACGCCCCGGCGGACUUUGGCGCUCAGCUUCACUUGGCUUACGACAUCCUUAAGGUUCCGCCCGAACAAAGGUUCGCCAGCCCCGAGGGCGUGGUCGUGUCAGCGUGCUGGUUUAUGCUCCGUGGAAUAGAGCUGGCCAACGUUCGCUGCGCAGAUGUUACUUUUCGCAGGGACGAACGCUCUGUUCGCAUCCGCCUUCCGGUCUCCAAAACCGACACAGAGGCCAAAGGCUGCGAAAGGUCGCACUCGUGCUUCUGUCGCCCGAGGCAUGCCCCAGGUUGUGCUAGUUCGCAGGAUGCAGCUACAAUGUUCACACCGCUCCAGAAGUGUCAGUGCCAAGCAGGCCGCCAACCUUUGUGCGUCUUCCAUGCGAUGCUGUCUCAGUCGAUUUCGUUGCGGAGACAAGGUUCGUGGCAGCCCGAGUCCCCUUUCUUCCCAAGCCCCGAUGCUUCGGUGCCGAGCAAGCGAAUGGUCGCACGGCUCGCCCAGGCAGCAGCACUCGUGCUCAUGCGUGCACAGUUCACUGACUGGCCAUUGGAGUCGGUUGUUGAUUGGGCUCAGCAUUCUUUUAGGGUCGCAGGCGCCCAGUUCUUCGCACGUGGAGGCGUCCAGUUGGGGCAGAUCCAGCUCGUGGGUCGCUGGGGAUCCAUGUCUAUCCUUCGCUAUGUCCAGGACGCCAUGGUCCAGAUCCCGAGUGCUAGCUCUGAUCGUAUCGAGCAGUACUUGUCCGGUGGUUUGCCUGGAUCCUUUGCUAGUUCGCAGUUGCAGAAUUUGGUCCGCGACAUGGUUGCGCAGUGUGUUCAGGGCCAAGGCGCCUUGGUGCAUAACAUUAGGUCGAAGUUGGCUCAUAAGCCUGCGCUGGCAGAAUCCAGCGAUUUUCGCAGUGCACUGUUUGUUUCCCCGAGUCAGCCACAUUGGCAUCAGCAGCAUCUGCAGCUCGAGAAGAAGGAGAGUCAGGCACGGACAGCAGCUCUUCUUGAAAGCCUCAUGGCGACCGCGAUGCCCGACCUUCAGGCGCAGGCGCUGGCGGCGGGCCUUGACAAGAAUGUGCUGGCUCACCUGGUCGCUUCGGGCAUAGUGACGUCGGGCGCCUUCUUUCAUGCCUUCUCAGAAAGGUCGCGCAUUCCCAAGUUUUUGGAGGUCUUCGCCGCCGGGGUCGAGAUCAAUGGGGCUACAGCCAAGCUGGACGAUACUGGGCUCAUGGUCGCAGAGUCGGUCAUGAACCACCCUAUCGACGAGUUCACGGUGGCACGGCAAGCGCUUUUGGUUCCGAAGCACUUGCCAGCUGACUACUGGUCGCAGUUCAUCAAGGACUACCAGAAGGACAUGAUUGGGGGCCAAGUUCGCCAAUUUCCAAAACACCUCUUGGUAGGAGCCGAGGAAACGCUAGCUAGGCUCGUUCACGAAAAAAACACCUCUACCCACAAGCCCUUGAAACUGGGGGAGAUCCCUAGCCAACGCCAGUUCACGGCGAGUGGCGCAGUGAACCCCUACCGCAUGAAGGACGACCCAUCUGCAAAGAUGGUCGUUCGCGAGGACGGGCAGUGGGAGAAGAUCACGACCAAGUUUCCAGAGCCGCAAAGAAUGACUACAUUCCUGGACGCGAUCGAGGCGGCCAAGUACGCGUUGUUGUUCGCAAGGUGGGGCCCGGAGCUGGCGCUGGAAGAGUGGUUCACAUGGUGGAGCAACCUUGUUCGCGACCACCCAGGCAAGUUUCCGCACCUUCGCCAGUUGUGGGUUAAAUGCCACUGGGAGUUGUGCAUGAAACUCCGUGAGGGUCUCGCUUUCGGGGUUGCUGCAAAACAGGUUCGUGCCGAAACCAACGUCCAAGAGGCAUUGUCACGAUUUCUUCCCCCGGACAACCCUAAAGGCAAGGGGAAAGAGAAGGGCAAAGAAGUCGCGCAUCGCCUGUGGUCGCCGUACCCGCCUCAGUCCAAAGGCAAAGGAAAGUUUGCAAACCAGUGGAGCGCCGCCGCGGGGCAACCGCAGCAAACACAGGCUCAGUCGUUUCCCAAUGUCCAGUGCAGGUUGUUCGCCCAAGGAUAUUGCAAGUUCGGCGCGCAGUGCAAGUUCGCGCACGGAACAGCACGGGGCGCCUACAUCGCCGCAGCAGGUAUGGAGCCGCUCAUCUCGUGGUCGUUCGAAACAGACCCUGACUGCACCAAGGUCUGUGGAGAAAGACACCCAACCGUGCAGCACAUGGGCGAUGCACUGUGCAUCAGCCCGCACGCAGCGGCCUCCCGAUUGGCAGCGCUCGCCCCAGAAUCCUCCGUUGUGUUGGUGACCGCAGCCCCACCGUGUCCGGACUUCAGUAGCAUCAAGGGAGACAAUGCCCUGGGACCAGCAGGGCCCGAAGGACAAAAAUUUGUUAAGUGGGCGAAGUGGCUUCAAGAGUUCAAACAGGUUGCUCCUUUUCAGGUUGUUUCCUUGGUUGAGAACGUAGUAAUGCAGCACGAGUCGCAGACACAGGCCACGUUUGUGGUGGACGGACGCCUUUCAGCCGCCAGUCGCCUUCCACCAAAGAAGAAGAGACGAGCCGAGAGCCCGGGCACCGAGGCCAGAUGGCGGCAAGACGCACAGCAGUACCCGCCUUGGCAGUACCGCCGCACAGCUCUAGUCAGAGUCGCAGGGGUGGAUGCCCCUCCGGACGCAGCCACGCGUGAGUGGUUGCACGGCUUCCCUCCGGGAUACACUGCCAGCGUUGACGCCAAGACUAGGUGCAAACAGCUAGGUAACUCUUGGCACCUCCCAGUGUCCAGGUUCCUGUUGUACCUGCUGCUGUUGCAGUCCCAGGUAGCCCGAGCAGCCUCGUCCCCGACCGAACAGUGGUACUGUCGCCUACCGGACCCCACAUCACAGCUUCGAUGGCACCCGGACGGGUCGCGCCCGUUGCUCCGUGCUUUUUCGUUCUGGACACGUGCCUCCCUGCAAUGGGACCCGCGGGAACCUCCAUCACACACUUUGCAGGGCCCGCCCGACAGCGUGCAAGAACACCUGGCGUGGGCCUUAAAGUUGCAGUGUUCAGACCUGUUUCCGCUUCGCCUCAACUCGUGUCUCGAAUGGGCAUUUCAGGCUCAGGAAACAAUGGCUGCGAAACUCCCUCUCUGGAGGCAGACCGUGUGCGACGACCUGAAGUCCUUGGUCGCAGAGCUGGAGGAGCAACAGGACACUUGGCUUCAGAGCUCGCCCGAGCAUGUUCGGAAGGUGUAUAUGCAAGGCACAGGUAAGGUCAAAUUCCAGUUGCUGGCGUUUGCUUGGUUGCUUUCGCAAGGCGGCUUCCCGGCCUGGGAAGCCCUUGUCUCCGACUUGUACUGGGGUUUCCCAUUGCUGGGCCCGCUUCCUCAAGGUGCGCAGUGGGACACAAGGUCAGACUCGAAGUAUUCUCGCCCCCUCUCAAAAGCAGAGUUCGCUUACAAAAAUAGGGCUCACUUGUGCGAGAGUGCGCCCGCUCUGAGGCCCGUGGAGCACACCGAAACCAUGCUCGCCGAGUUGCAAAAAGAGAGGGACUUAGGCAGGGUUGAGGGCCCGUUCGACGUCAACGACCUUCUGGUAGGGAAGUUGCCGCAAGACAUUAGGCCCCCGAUCGUCCAAGAAUCGGAAGGGACUACCAAGGUCCGCAGAGGAGACGACUGGCUCCGCAGUUCACACAAUGAGUGCGUGUGGGUGCAAGACACGCCGCCAUAUGCUGGUGCCCCUACCGUCGCAUCUUUGGUCAGGAGGGCUUCGCGCAAGGAGGUGCCAGCAACGUCCGCAACGGACCAGCAGGCCCUGUGGCUGCACCUUGCACUUCCAUUCGGGUCUACUGGCUCGGUGUGGAGUUACGUUAGAAUCGCAGAUGCCUUGACUUUUGUGGCACUCACACUACUGAUGCUCCCUACUGCCCAUUACGUGGACGACUUCUUUCAGGUCGAGCCAACCUCAGUAGCCGAGUCAGGCUUUCAAGCGUUCCAACAGCUCAGCAGGCUGUUAGGUCUGCGAAUGAAAGAAUCGAAAGCUAAGCCGCCUUCGCAAGACCAGACACUUCUGGGAGUUAGGUGGCAGGUUUGCCCGCCUUUUCUCUUGGCUAGCCCGGGAGCACAACGCAUUGCAAAGUUGUGUUCGUGCAUUGCAGCCAUCUUGCAGGCAGACACAUGUUCGGUUGCCGAGGCGUCUAAACUUGCUGGUAAGUUGGGGUUCGUGACUUCUUGGGUUUUCGGUUCAGUUGGCAAGGUCCUCCUCAAGCCACUGCAUCGGCUUCAGCACGCUCACAGUGCGAAUCACAAUAAGUUGUCUGCGCCGCUUCGCAGGUCACUUGAGCUUUUGUUACAGCUUCUACCCCAGCUUCGACCAGUCCGCAUCCCCUGCCAGCUUUCAGCCCAGGGGCUCAAGUUCGCCAUUGUGUAUGCUGAUGCAUUCAUCAACCUAGGUGGCAUUUCGAGGUGCGCAAAUAGAUGGCUGGCAGACUCCCCGCCGCUAGAGGUCCUAAGAGACUCUUCCAACGGCAUAGGAGUGUGCGUGAUCACGCAGAGACGUCGGUUCGCUUUUCGCACUGAGGUACCGACCCACGUGUUGGCUAAGGCAGCAUCCACUAAGGCUUUCAUCUUUUGGCUGGAGGCAGUUGCACAAUUGCUGGCGCUUGCGGCCCUGUACGAGGAUAACCCUGACUUUGUGGUUUGCUUUGUAGACAACACGGCCGCGGAGCACGCGCUCAAUAAAGGCCACACCAAAGACCCCGCGUUCGCAUGGUUGAUAGGAGCCUUUUGGGUCUGGGCCGCUGAGGCAGGAUGCCUGCCGAUGUUCCAUCGAGUAACAUCCGCAGCUAAUCUGGCAGACGGCAUAUCACGUGGCGACUUGUCGCUCAUGGAAUCCUGCCAGUUCGCUCUGUAUGAGUACAAGCUCGACGAUGUUUGGCAAAUCCUGCUCCGGUUGCAGAGCCAGCCAGAGAACCUCGAGCAGUGGCAGUUCGCGGAAGUGGUUCGCUCCCUCAGCCGGGGCCUGCUUACCCCAACGUCUCAGUGA